Arabidopsis lyrata subsp. lyrata is the source of this 1022-nucleotide messenger RNA. RefSeq names its product histone acetyltransferase MCC1. Lineage: Eukaryota; Viridiplantae; Streptophyta; Magnoliopsida; Brassicales; Brassicaceae. Gene Ontology annotation, biological process: N-terminal peptidyl-methionine acetylation. Gene Ontology annotation, cellular component: Golgi membrane. Gene Ontology annotation, molecular function: protein-N-terminal amino-acid acetyltransferase activity; histone acetyltransferase activity. The record is from RefSeq and is a predicted model, not a curated record.
UUGCAUUCUCUGAAAUCAUCUUUUCGUAAUUCGAACAAUAAUAUCUUUAAUUGUCCUGUAAAGUUUAGAUCUUGAAUGUUGAACUAGUUCAUAUUGCUUAUGGUUUUUGGUCGGUCUGUGAUCAUGUUCACUAAAUGGAAAUUAUUCACUUGUCAAAAAUCUUUAGAACGGCGGCUUGUAAUAAUGUUUGAAUUGUGAUUGAAUAAUGUGUUUUGGGGCGCUCUCUAUUAAUCUCACAAUCAAUUUAUAGGUAAUGCAAAUGAGUCUAGUGCUGUUUUUAUCCUUAUAUCUAUCUUCAUCAGCUGGCAGAUGGUUUCUCUGUCUUGCACAGAUAGAUGAUCUUAUUCAUUACGAUUCCUCAAAAGGAGAGGAGACUUUGAUCUACAUCUUGACACUCGGAGUUGUGGAAACAUACAGAAACCGUGGAAUAGCAAUGUCACUUAUUAGUGAGGUGAUUAAUUAUGCUUCUGGUUUAUCGGUGUGUAGAGGAGUUUACCUUCAUGUGAUUGCACACAACAAUGCUGCGAUCUGUUUGUACAAAAGAUUGAUGUUCAGAUGCGUGCGGAGAUUACACGGAUUCUAUCUAAUCAAACGACAGCAUUUUGACGCGUUCUUGUUUGUCUACUUCAUCAACGGUUCUCGAACUCCUUGCUCACCCUUAGAGGUGGCGAUGUUUGUUGUGAAUUAUAUGAAGAGUGGCAUCAAGUUAGUGGCAUCUAAGCUGGUGAACAGGGAGGAGAAAGGUUUGAAAUGGCUGAUUUGCAAAGACACGGAUUGCGUCUUACCCUCGCAAACCAAACCGAAUCUCGGAUCAUCAUCGGUGUACGAAUUCAUUUAACUUAAAACUAUACUUCCGAUUCAUUUGAUUUCUCAUUGUGCUCUCUGUAAUGACUAAUGAAAAAGUAAAUAGUCACCGUUACUGUCAUUUGCAUCGAUGUAGUGUUUUUGGGUUUUUAUACGCUGAUCAUUACGUGUUAAUAAGGUGUUGGACGUUCUAAUGAGUUUUUCACCACCCUUCUUAA